Molecule: messenger RNA, 3020 nt
Organism: Macrobrachium nipponense
Lineage: Eukaryota; Metazoa; Arthropoda; Malacostraca; Decapoda; Palaemonidae
Product: la-related protein 6-like
Exons: 1
Coding region: 300-1835 (511 amino acids)
Biological process (GO): RNA processing
Cellular component (GO): nucleus
Molecular function (GO): mRNA binding
Source: RefSeq, a predicted model, not a curated record
CAAGUAAGCCUUUUGCCGUUCCAGUCUUGCUCGAGCGCUAGUCCUGACUACACGCAUCCGUCUGAGCCAGGCUGUGCUGAGCUGGCUUCCUCUGCUCCCUGACGAACUGCAUCGUAGCUCGUGAGGUCUUUGACAUCACAAGCCAUCUUUCCCUGAAUACUUGAAAGCUACGCCAGUUUGUUUCUUUCUGUGGAAUUUCUUACAGCUACCUUGUACCUGGAUAUCUUUCAUUCCAGUGUUGUUUCAUACCUUUGUGUGAGAUCUGCAGAAAUAAAGCUCUACUGAGCUAGUGCUGAAUUAUGUUAAGCUUGCUGUCGCGUAUAGUCAUUGGUGACUCAGAAGAAAGAAGUGCAAAGGAGGAGAGUCAUGCGUUUCUCAGUAGUCCUGGUUCGUCUGCGAGUGGAGAAACGGAUGAGGAGUAUGUCAGCGGAGAUCAAAUGCCCAUCAUAAACAUAGACAGGACUGAGUUGGCUCAGGAAGCCAUAAGUGCAGAUAAGGAUGACUUCUUGACCUCGUCAGAUCAGACUGACUCUAGUGAGGAUAACAAGGAUGACUCGGCUUUAGACGAGAAAGCUGAUGUACUUCCUCCUCUAAUAAUCCCCAGCAGAGAUGUCUGCCGACGCAUCCUAGAGCUGGUCGAGUACUACCUCAGUGAUGCAAAUUUGGUGAAGGAUAUGUUUCUCCUGAAGCAUGUCACCAAGCACCGCGAAGGGUUUGUUUCUCUGAAGCUAGUAACAAGCUACAAGAAGGUGAAGAGGUUGACAAAGGAUUGGAGAGCUGUCGCCCAUUCACUGAGGGCAUCAAAGACCUUGGAAAUGAAUAGUGAUGAGACAAAGGUGCGCCGUAAAGACCCCUUGGCUCCUGAGCUUGAAGAAGACACUCGUCCAUUCAGAACAAUGCUGGCUACUCACAUAAGUCCAGAUUGCUGUAAUAUGAACCAGCUUGCAGAAUUCUUUGGCAAGUUUGGAGACAUGAUCUCUUUACAGGUGCACAAACCUGGUGGACGAACACUCAACGAAGUGCGGCUGGCUGAACGAGAGCAUCCAGGGAUCGCACAGACCAUCUGUGCACUGGUUGAAUAUGAAAAGGUUCACAGUGCUCGUCAGUCCCUAAGGUACAUCAACAACAAUGCUAAUGAGUGCAAAAUGAAGAUUAUGGAAGUUCCACGCAAGAAGCCAGAAAAUCUACUUUGUGUGAAAGGAAAGGCUGAUCCAGAAAGUGCUUACUACAGCAAUUCUGAACUAUCAGAACCUCCUUCACCCGUGUAUCAUGGUCGCACCAUUCUGAAGAAGUUAAAGACCCCAUCAUCAUCAGUGGCAUCAUCUCCUUGUGUCUCACCCAUCACCAAAAGGAGAAAUGCCAAAGUCAUCUCAUCUCCUGAAUCAUCCCCACCCUCCCCUUAUCAUUCCAGAUAUGGACAUCCUUCGCCAUCCUCCUCCCCUGAUGACUACAAUUCUAGGAUCUUUAGCCCAGAGAGUUUCCAUUCCUACCGUCAUUACGAUACCCCUGGGUCACUGCCCCUCCCACGACGAAAACUGCCGCGUUCGACAAUGGAUUCCAAAACUGACUCCCCUCACAUAAGUGGCCGCUCCUCCCAGAACUCAAACUAUGACAGCAACCUGAUGCCUCUGAGCCCCUGGCUCAGGAGACGUGCUCUGGCCAAGCGCAAUGAGGGUGCUUCACCUUCUUCAACGCCAUCCUCCUCCCCAAGUCUUCGACGACGUAUGGAAUCACCGUCAUUCUUACCUGACAACGUGAUGCGUUUUCCCAAAGGGCCAGACGGCACCAAAGGCUUCACACUCAAGCGGUCAGUUUUCGCAGCAGCGAAGGCGUGAAGUUUUUGAUACGAUACCUAUGGCUACUCUCCAUUUCUGCUGACGAACCUUAUCUUGUUGACAUCAGCCCACUUCCAUUUAUGUGAAUUUAUGAGUUACUGUAUCAACCCCGUUCUCAUCUUGUAUAUUAAGCUCAUAAAAUAUCAUCUCAGAUCACCUUGCAAAAGUAGUCUUUUAAUUCCUUUGGUUACAGAAAACUCAUGUCUGGGUGACAGGGGAGCAUUUGAGCUAUACUCGAAAAGAUGUCAGUGAGUCAGUCACUCUCCCCGUUAAUUCAGAUAGAGAAAGAUGCAUUGAGGUGUGUGAGUUCAGAUCUGUCACCAGGGGUCCAUUGUAAAAGAAGAUAUUUACUCAUUAUAUUUUAAAGCUUGUUUACUUUAUUUAUUGAUAUAUAUGCAUAAAAAACCAAAGUUAUGCCCAAUGCCGGUGAACAAGUGAGUCAGUAGCAGUCCGUUUAACCCUUUUGCUACUGAAUAAACAGAAGCAGAGUUUAUAAAUAAAUGUCAGCGUGCAAAUAGUCAACUGAAGAAAAGGACAGUUUGAUUUAUAAAAAGAGGCGCGAAAGAGAGAGAGAGAGAGAGAGAGAGAGAGAGAGAGAGAAGAGAGAUAUGAUCGAGUUGCUGACACGGCUGAAAGUUGUCUUUUCAUUAUAAACUUGUCUUAUUUGAUGACCUUUCAAUUCUAAAAACUGGCCCCACCAGUAAGUAUCAUUCAAGUACUUUAAUUCAAGAUGAUGAUAUAUAUGUCAUGUUAUUCUUGUUCCUGUUAUUUUUACUUAAAAAUUGAAGUUUUUGUGCGCUUGCACUUGUGUGUUGGUAUGAACAUGCUUGUGUGUGCAUGUACUACAUUGAAAGUGUAAAUCUCAGGAUGAUACGUUAUGCUUGUUCUUUUUAUUUUUACUUCAAAAUUAUUAAAGCUUUGUGCGUGUGUCUGUGUAUGAACCACUACGUAUGUAUGCAUACAUGAUGUAUUUACAUUUCAAUUCUUCAAAAACUGUUUGAAAUAGACAUUAUAUUAUUUUGGAUCAGCUUCUUCAUUUCUGUGAACUCUUUCCCAUAGCCAUUGUUGGGAACGCACAUUUGCUGAAAAUACCAAUAGGUGUCUCUGCUAUAGUAAUGGAUAUACUAUAUAUACAUAUAACUGUCAUAUGACCUCUCUACUUUGUUAAUAAAGACAAAGACCUGC